Molecule: messenger RNA, 1485 nt
Organism: Scaptodrosophila lebanonensis
Lineage: Eukaryota; Metazoa; Arthropoda; Insecta; Diptera; Drosophilidae
Gene: Pex11c
Product: peroxisomal membrane protein 11C
Exons: 4
Coding region: 116-826 (236 amino acids)
Biological process (GO): peroxisome fission
Cellular component (GO): peroxisomal membrane
Source: RefSeq, a predicted model, not a curated record
UUGUUGUGCCGUGCACUCGUAUCAAGGUUUAUUGUGUGUUUUUUCUCUUAUUUAUCUUUAUCUCCUGUGUUUAUACCUGUAGUGUACCUGUAGCUAUUUGACAUCCAUUAUUACAAUGUGCGGCACAACUAAGUUUGCAAAAGAAUUCUGUGAUAUCAUUGAUUCCUAUGGCGGCAGAGAUAAGGUAAUGAAGGUGUUGUGCUAUAGCGCCAAACUCGUGGCUGGAUAUCAUGCAAAACGAAAUCCAGACUUGGCUAAGCGCUAUGCUAUUGCCAGUUCCAAAAUAUCAGGAGCACGCGCCACGCUGCGGCUUAUAGAUGACAUACCGAUGAUACAAUACGCUUUAGAAUAUGGUCUGGGAGAGAAUGAACCCGAUCGCAUUAUGGCCAUACUCGGCGUUACUGCGAAUAUUGUGGAUCUACUUUAUUACCCCAUCGAGAAAAUCUGCUGGCUUUCCGAGCACAAAAUUGUCAAUGUAAAGCAUGCCGAUAGUUGGGAUAACGUCAAUUCUAUAUUUUGGGUGCUUUCGGUGUACUUAAAUUUGAUGCGAACGAUGCGCAACUUCUCUUUGAAUCAGGACAAGCUCAAUCGCAGCCACAAACUAAGCGACCCCAGCAGCAUUGAUUCUAAGGCGUUGGGCAAGCAUAGGCUGGAAAUGCUUUCCAUAGUUCGACUAUCUUUGGAUCUUCUCCAUGCUGUUAGUACGCUACCAAAAGGCUAUCUCUGGGGUGGCAAACUCUCUACAUUCCAGGUGGGUGCUAUUGGCACCAUGUCCGCUGGCUUGGGCAUUUAUCAAAUUUUUGCCAAGAGAAGACUGAACAAGUAGUUUUCGAGUAUUGUACCUUUUGUAUGCCGAGACGGUAGUAUUCGUUGAAUUAUUUAAACUAGUUUUAAUUGGUUUUCGAAGAAAACAACAAAAAACAUUAAGGGUAUCUACAUCAAAGCUGUUAAGUCCUUCAGUUGUUAAGAGUACUGUCAAGCCAAAACAAAAUGUCAACUUAAACAUGCCUGGCAGCCAUGCAUGCAGAUCAUAAAGAAUACAUAAACUUUGAAUAACUUAUUAAGAAAAACAUAGACGAAACAGAGUUUUAUAGAGUGUGGGCUGAAAAAGUAGUUAUUAAAAAUUUUCAGUUGUAAAUAGUAAUGAGGCGAAUGCACGGUGGGCCGCGUUCAAAAAUUGUUAACACUGAAAAGCUUAAUAACAGACUGCGGCUUUAAAGCCACAAUGAGAUAAGGAAUAAAAAGUGACAAGUAAUAGCUAGAUGAUGGAGAAAUAUUUACAGAAGAAAUGAUGAAUGAAGUUUAUAAAACCGACUGCCCAUAUAAAAGAGAAGCGCAUUAGGUAAGGUCGAUAAAGAUAACAAUGAGGGAAACAACUUGAUGUGAAUACCCUGUAAUUACAAAUCGCGUUAAAUAAGCACAUAUUUACGUAUAUGUAUGUAUAAAAAUGCAAUAAAUUUAAGAAUAAAGUUUUUCACCUACGGA